AUCAGUAAGAUAACAAUGAACACUAUUACAGUAAACAUCGGCUAUUUGAUUCUUGGGACGACGUUCAGCUGGUCCUCGCCGAUGCUGAUGAAGCUGCAACUGUCCAACGCCGACGCUAGCACAGUAGCCUCGACAAUCUCUCUGGGAGGAAUGCUUGGACCCUUCGUCUCGGGCGUUGUGUUGGACAGGUUGGGCCGCAAGGGCACCACGGCACUCUCUGUAGGAUUGGUCACCGCAUCCUACUUGCUUCUCACCGUAGGUGGAAGUAUCCUCGUCUUGGCAGCAGGGAGGUUCUUGGCUGGGAUCUCCUUUGGCAUUAUCUUCUCAGCUGUACCCAUGUACAUCGCCGAGAUCUCCGAGGACUCUGUUCGAGGUGUUCUUAAUACCAUAAGUAUGAUCUCGAUCGCGUCAGGAAGUCUUGUGAUGUUUGCUGUCGGUCCGCUGGUCAGCUACGAACUUAUCCACUACAUGAUGCUUGGCCUCUGUGUUCUCUUCUUCUUGCUCUUCCCUAUCCUGCCGGAGUCUCCCUACUAUCUGACCAAGACGAACCAGACCAAAAGAGCAACAGACGUCCUCUCUUGGCUUCGGGAGGGCAGGACAGCAUCUUGCGUCGAGAAGGAGAUUCAAUUUAUAAAGAAAACAAUAAUGGAGCAAGAAGAGCAGAAGGGCUCGGUGAUGACACUGUUCGCCUUACCUGGGAACCGCCGAGCCUUCACGAUCUGCUGCACGUUGGUCUCCUUGCAGCAACUCACUGGCAUCACGAUGAUACUCUUCUAUCUACAGAAGAUCUUCGAGAUGACAGGAACAGCCAUCUCCAGCAGCACUUGCUCCGUUAUAGUCGGCAUCACAAAGUUUGGGGCGGCAUUCCUGUGUCCUGUGGGCGUCAAGUACUUCGGCUACAAAACACCGAUGAUGGCUUCGAUCUUCGGUUCAGCUCUUGGAAUGGGAGGUCUAAGUGUAUUCUUCUUCUUGCAAUCCUACAAUGUCGACAUCAGUUCACUUAGUUGGCUACCCCUCCUCAGCGUCAUCACUUACAUUCUAUCUUUCAUAUCAGGAUUUGGCAACAUCCCGUGGGCAUUGACAGGAGAGCUGUUCCCCAGCAACGUGAAGUCCAUAGCGACAUGCCUCAUUACUGCCUUGAGUUCCAUACUGAUGUUUGCAACGGGAAAACUGUUCCCCGACCUCAUCCAACUGAUCGGUACAGACUGUCUGUUCCUCGCGUGCUCUGUGUUCUGCGGCAUCUCCCUGGCUUACGUCGCAGUCUGUGUGGAGGAGACGAGUGGCCUGUCCCUCGUGCAGAUCCAGGAACUACUCUCUGGCAAGAAAAGGGAAGAUCUGCUACUGGAGCAGCCGAAAUGAUUUAUAAAUCGGGGUAUUCUGGAACGUUUAGGAUAAUAGACGAAAAAGUAAUGAAAUAUUUAUAACUAAUGAUGAAAACAUUGAUUUAGUAUAGUACAACGAGUGCUAGGGAAAUCAAGCCGUAAUAUUUUGUUUAGUCUCUCUGUGUUUCAAAAGUUGUGUUGAAAUCCUACUCUAAAUGUAAAGAAAACUAAACUCGAGACCUCAAAAUGUACAGAUUCAUUUUUCAAUGUUCAACGUUACAAAGAAACGGCUUGAUACUUUUGACAUCAAUACCAGAACUCGCCGCUCGGAAACUGUGUUCUUUAAGCACUCUUGAAAUCCAAAUAGUAUUACACAUUUUUAACAAGCCAAGUACAGCUUCCUAUCCAUAUAUCUAUUAGAAUGCAGAGAUCCGGAUCUGGUGUUGUAGAGUGUGGUAAAAUAUUAUUUUACCUUAUAUUACCAUAUACUAUAUUACCUCAGACCCAAAAGACAAUCUCGGCCACCUCUCCAAUGACGUUUCUAAUGGAAAUUGUGAGUUUCCAUACCCGAUUUCGACUCAGAAAGUCUGAUAAUUUUUAAUUUUGGAGCCUAGAUGAAUUGUUAGCCAUUUAGAAAUUUCUAUUCGUCGUACUUCUUUAGACAAGCUCUAACAAAUUUUUCUUUUUAUAACACUUCCUUAGAGACGAGCUCUACUUCCGGUUCACGAAUAACACCAGAGGUGCAUACAGGUGAUGUGUCCAAUAACUAUCAGCACGAUGACUCGAUACACUAGAAUUAAAACAUACGUAGGCCUUACGAUGUAUUGAUUUCGACAAAAAAUUGGAUUUCGAAAUAACAGUCUACAACAACAUAUUUUCUAAUUUAUUCAACUCCAAGAAGAACCAUUAAAUUAUAUUUUAUAACAAA
Messenger RNA from Homalodisca vitripennis (glassy-winged sharpshooter), 2250 nucleotides. Its product is annotated as facilitated trehalose transporter Tret1-like. Lineage: Eukaryota; Metazoa; Arthropoda; Insecta; Hemiptera; Cicadellidae. The record is from RefSeq and is a predicted model, not a curated record. The coding region runs from base 16 to 1359 and encodes 447 amino acids. The transcript has 5 exons. Gene Ontology annotation, biological process: transmembrane transport. Gene Ontology annotation, molecular function: transmembrane transporter activity. Gene Ontology annotation, cellular component: membrane.